Dibothriocephalus latus is the source of this 309-nucleotide messenger RNA. The record is from the annotation of a GenBank genome assembly. NCBI's taxonomy places the organism in Eukaryota, Metazoa, Platyhelminthes, Cestoda, Diphyllobothriidea, Diphyllobothriidae.
CAGCGGACUGCACCUUCGCUGUCUACGUCUCAGACUGCUGACCCGAGCACUCGCUGUACAUUCCGAAGGAGUCUGAUUUUGGAACCAGGUACUCUUGACGCAAUAACCCAGGACCUUGCGGAGUCUCAGACGGAAACCUACGACAUGGGUCGCCGCAAGAGUCUCGAUGACAGCUCCAUAGAUUCUCGCGCGCCAUCAGCUGAACGGUCUCUGUCCUACAUGUCAGUCAUUCACCUUGUUCCUUUCUUCUUCAUUCAAUGCGCUAUCAUAAUUCGGGUCUUUAUACAGAGCUCCAAAGCUCAACGCUAG